Messenger RNA from Sclerotinia borealis F-4128, 777 nucleotides. The record is from the annotation of a GenBank genome assembly. Lineage: Eukaryota; Fungi; Ascomycota; Leotiomycetes; Helotiales; Sclerotiniaceae.
AUGGCUGCCCCUAUGGACCAGAGAGUCAACGUUCCUAUAGAUGAUCCACAUGCCGACACAGAAUGGAAUGAUAUUCUACGAGCGAAGGGGAUAAUUCCCGAGAGAACUCCUUCCCCUACACCCUUCAUCGAAGAAGCCAUUCUCGAAGGACGCCGUCUUGCGCACGAAAAUCGACUCGAAGGCAAAGACCUUGACGAACUUGAUGCUCUCGAAGAUGAAGAAGAUGAUGUAUUCCUUGAACAAUAUAAAAAACAACGGAUGGCAGAAUUAUCAUCUAUAACGAAGAAGGCCAAACACGGCGCAGUAUAUCCUUUAUCGAAGCCUGAUUACCAGAGGGAGGUUACAGAUGCUAGUCAAAACUCGCCAGUAUUGGUUAAUCUCAUAAGUGGAUUGGGAACGAAUGUGGAGAGUAGGGUUUUGAUCGAGCUGUGGAGAAGAGCAGCUGCUGAGUUUGGGGAAGUGAAGUUUUGCGAGAUGAGGGGUGAUAUGGCAAUUGAGGGAUAUCCGGAAAAGAAUUGUCCUACAAUACUGGUGUACAACAAAGGGGAUAUCGUGAAACAAGUGGUUACACUGAUGACUAUGGGAGGCGUGCGGAUAGGAAUGGCGGAGAUUGAUAAGCUGUUGAUCGAAAUCGGGGCUAUCAGAGACAAUGAUAUGAGAGUUACAAAGAGGAGGCGUGAUGCAGAGGAUGAAGAAGAAGAGCGCCGAGAGAAGGGUGGCAUUCGAGAUUCGAAGUUAGCCAAUGUAGAGAGUGACGACGAAGAUGACUGGCAAUAG